Anopheles gambiae (African malaria mosquito) is the source of this 3672-nucleotide messenger RNA. It is a transcript of the gene lovit, whose product is annotated as proton-associated sugar transporter A. Gene Ontology annotation, molecular function: sucrose:proton symporter activity. Gene Ontology annotation, cellular component: membrane. The record is from RefSeq and is a predicted model, not a curated record. The transcript is spliced from 4 exons. Bases 760 to 2784 code for a protein of 674 amino acids. NCBI's taxonomy places the organism in Eukaryota, Metazoa, Arthropoda, Insecta, Diptera, Culicidae.
GUGUGUAUUUGUAUGUGUGUGUGUGUAAUAUACAAAACCAUAUUUCACCUUUGUAUUCCCCUCCAUGUGACGAAUAGUGUUUUAUAAUCUGAAAAACAAUUUACGACAUAACAGUGCAUGCGCUACCCUUCUUCCGCGUGUACCACAAAGGAACUGUUUCUUUGCUUAAUCUAAUUAACUCCCAGUACGCGCGGUAACUGCACACAUUUUAAUCCAAGGUAAUCAGCACCGUCCUAAGUGCUGACAACUCGGUGCCUUGAGUAACGCUAGAAUCUAGCACUCCAUUAUUAAGAUCUUCAUAGUUUAAGUUUGCAGGGAACACAGGCACUAUCCGUGAUGCAACGUGAUCUAGCAUGAGGCGAUAUCGCAAGUGCUAAGCUUCUAAUUCAACAUCAUGUAAAACAGUUUGUUUGCUUUUUACGUUCAUUUCAUAGUAAACUAUUUCCCUAAACCAUUCGGUUCGGGUCUUCAGUUUGAAAGAUGAUGACAUUGCCGAGCGCAGGAUUAUGGUCGACAGCCACCAGCAUCUAGAUCAACACUCAACAGUAUUCAACGGGUUCAACCGUUCAAGCAUCAGCACCACUAGGACUGUGAUAGAUGGGAAACGGUGCUUUAGCAGCUGCUUCUGCUCAUCAAUCAGCUAAACGAAAGCUUCAUAGCCUGUUAUGUGCUGUUGCUAGUAGCCGCUAGUAGAGAUCUGGACUCAUCCAGGAGUUAGUUAGGUACUGUGAAAGUGUGAGAGAAAGCCAACCGAAAGCCAUGGACAAACUGCACGACUAUCAAGGAGUGGCGGGGCGAUGGCACGAGCUCCGUUCGAACGUGAGCCAAUGGCGCAGCGAGUGGCGCGAGAGACACCCGGGCGGUGUGCGGCAGUACCUGAAGGACACGAUACUGCAGGCCGGACCGUCGCACACAUCCGACCCGAUAGGCACGGAUACCGAGCACGGUGUGCGGACGGGCUGGAACGAAGGUGCGGUUGAUUUCUCGCACAUCUAUCGUCGCAAGACACGUCUGGAGCUGAUCCGCAUCUCGGCCGCCGUGAUGGGGAUCGAGUUUUCCUACGCCGCCGAGACGGCGUUCGUUUCGCCGACCCUGCUGAAGAUUGGCGUUGAGCAUCAGCACAUGACGCUGGUGUGGUGUCUGUCGCCGCUGGUCGGCUUUUUCCUAACGCCCGUGCUCGGUUCGCUCAGCGACCGGUGUCGCAGCAAGUUCGGCCGCCGAAGACCGUUCAUCAUGCUGCUGUCAUUGGGCGUACUGCUCGGGCUGCUGCUCGUCCCGAACGGCGAGGACGUUGGGUACGCGAUGGGCGACUUUAACCCGUACGCGGUCAACGUAACGGCUGGUGGCAACAGCACCAGCGACAGUACGCCAGCGAGCCUGGUGUGGCAGGAACCGGUGGACACGAGCACGGUGGAUCCCGUAGUGUCGACCGUUAUCCCACCGACCGUUCCCGAGCAUCGGCCCCGCCAUCCGUGGGGCAUCUUUUUCACCAUCCUCGGCACGGUGCUGCUCGACUUCGACGCGGACGCCUGCCAAAGCCCGGCCCGGGCGUUCCUGCUGGACGUGACCGUGCCGGAGGACCACGCCCGGGGCCUAUCCACCUUCACCAUCAUGGCCGGGCUGGGCGGGUUCAUGGGCUACUCGCUCGGUGGCAUCGACUGGGACAGCACCUCGCUCGGCAUCGUGCUCGGCGGGCACGUCCGGGCCGUCUUUUCGCUCAUCACCGUCAUCUUUAUCGUGUGCGUCCUCUGCACCGUGACGAGCUUCAGCGAGAUCCCGCUCUGGAUACUGGAGGAAGAGCUGGAACGGCAGGACCCGCCGGUGGAGGGGCGCUCGAACCGACUCGCCAGCGAGGAACCGGCCACGUACGGUGCCACGCGGCACGACCGCCGGUCCCAGCCGGAGGCAUCGCCGGCCAGCGCCAGCUACGACGAACUGCCGGGCGAAAACUUCACCGAGACAAGCUUUAGCGGUCCGCCCGCGUCCAAAUCGCCCGCCAAUGGGGACGCCAAUGUGGGCAGCAGUGUCAGGCGCAGCGUGGAUGAGAAUGGGCGCGAGACGCCCUGCGAGCAAGGCGACAAGCCAACCGUUACGCUCAGCAUGUAUCUGCUGUCGAUCGUCUAUAUGCCGCACUCGCUGCGGAUGGUCUGCCUGACGAACCUGUUCUGCUGGAUGGCGCACGUCUGCUAUUCGCUCUACUUUACCGAUUUUGUCGGCGAGGCUGUGUUCGAUGGGGACCCAAAGGCACUCGACGGUACCGAAAAGUAUUUGCUGUACGAAGCGGGCGUCCGGUUCGGCUGCUGGGGCAUGGCCAUGUACUCGCUGUCCUGCGCCUGCUACUCCCUGAUCAUCGAACGGCUCAUCAAGCGCUUCCGGGCUAAGAGUGUCUACGUCGGCGGGCUGCUCUUCUACUGCCUGGGGAUGUCGCUGAUGGCCCUGUCGAAGCACCGUGUCGGGGUGAUCGUGUUUAGCUGGACUGCGGGCGUUAUGUAUUCCACCCUCUUCACCAUGCCGUAUCUGCUUGUCGCACACUACCAUUCGGAAGGUGUGUUCGAAGUAAAUGAAUGUGGCAUUGCAAAGCAGAGCACGGGUGCGAUCCGUGGACUCGGCACGGACGUGGCCAUCGUCAGCAGCAUGGUGUUUUUGGCCCAGUUUGUGCUGUCCAUCUGUAUGGGAUCGAUCGUGGCCUGGACCGGCACAACGACGGCCGUCGUUACGAUCGCUGCCAUGUUAAGCUUCUGCGGUGCCCUUUCCGCCACCCAAAUUAUGUAUCUGAAUUUGUGAAUGUUCAGACCCGCGCAGCGAAUGAAAGGAGAGGAAAAUAAGUAUUGCUUUUGAUUUUAAGCGUAGACAUCUAUCCCAAGCACCAUGCAUCCUUAGCAAUUUGUACGCCCUUCAACGUGGGUGUGUAUGUUAAUCUUUCUAGUAAGUUGUAGUCCAGACUCGUUUACUGCAUAGUUAUCUGCGAUGGUAAUUUGUGGUUCGCAUUUCAUAUUAACAUUUAUAAUGAAGCACAAGAAUCGUAUAAAAAAAGGAAGCUGAAAACAGGGACAGAGCGUUCGUCCAGUUUGCUUGUGAGUACGUUAAUUUUCACUAGUAUACUUUGCAAAUGUCCACUUGCUGUUGAUAUAUGUAAUAUAAGUGUGUGAUGUAGGAGUUUCAUUACUAUACGAAUUUGGUUUAGCUUCUUUUGCCCAAAUAUUAUAAUAUGUUUAAAUAUUGCAUCGUUGCGAACGUUGUGUCAUUUCUCAUUCGGAAAUUCGAAUCGAAAGUUUAUAAAACAUAAUUAGUUCCAGUUGCUGCCUUUUCGAUAUUAUACCGCGUUCAUUGUUCUACUGUUUUUAACAAUUAUACUCUCUAUAGAUGGUCAUGGUUAUCAACGUCAAAAGUCGUGAGACUAUUUCCAUAUCUGUAAUUGGUAAAAACUGGUAUGCCUCGUUUGCCACCAUCUUAAGCGCAAAAAAAUCUCAUUUUUCUUUUCCAAAUGCAACGAAAUUAUUGUAUUAUUGUAAGAAAUUGUACGACGAAUAUAAUAGAAGACAACUCGAGCAAAUUUCCUAAUUACCUAAACAAUACAUUAAUGAAUAAAUCAAAUGAUUAUGAAUACACAACUAAACCAAAGUAUAAACAUAUAGGUUAAAAAUGAACAAAUACAUCAAUCUAUUCAUAAUA